Molecule: messenger RNA, 981 nt
Organism: Procambarus clarkii (red swamp crayfish)
Lineage: Eukaryota; Metazoa; Arthropoda; Malacostraca; Decapoda; Cambaridae
Source: RefSeq, a predicted model, not a curated record
AUGGCUAGAAUAGUCAAGCCCCUGGGCGGCCAGCCCCUGGGCGGCCAGCCCUUGGACGGCCAGCCCCUGGACGGCCAGCCCCUGGACGGCCAGCCCCUGGGCGGCCAGCCCCUGGGCGGCCAGCCCCUGGACGGCCAGCCCCUGGGUGGCCAGCCCCUGGGCGGCCAGCCCUUGGACGGCCAGCCCCUGGGCGGCCAGCCCCUGGGCGGCCAGCCCCUGGGCGGCCAGCCCCUGGGCGGCCAGCCCUUGGACGGCCAGCCCCUGGGCGGCCAGCCCCUGGACGGCCAGCCCCUGGGCGGCCAGCCCCUAGACGGCCAGCCCCUGGGCGGCCAGCCCCUGGACGGCCAGCCCCUGGACGGCCAGCCCCUGGACGGCCAGCCCCUGGACGGCCAGCCCCUGGGUGGCCAGCCCCUGGGCGGCCAGCCCCUGGGCGGCCAGCCCCUGGGCGGCCAGCCCUUGGACGGCCAGCCCCUGGGCGGCCAGCCCCUGGGCGGCCAGCCCCUGGACGGCCAGCCCCUGGACGGCCAGCCCCUGGGCGGCCAGCCCUUGGACGGCCAGCCCCUGGGCGGCCAGCCCCUGGACGGCCAGCCCCUGGGCGGCCAGGCCCUGGGCGACCAGCCCCUGGGCGACCAGCCCCUGGGCGGCCAGCCCUUGGACGGCCACCCCUGGACGGCCAGCCCCUGGGCGGCCAGCCCCUGGACGGCCAGCCCCUGGACGGCCAGCCCCUGGACGGCCAGCCCCUGGACGGCCAGCCCCUGGGCGGCCAGCCCCUGGACGGCCAGCCCCUGGGCGGCCAGCCCCUGGACGGCCAGCCCCUGGGCGGCCAGCCCCUGGGCGGCCAGCCCCUGGGCGGCCAGCCCUUGGACGGCCAGCCCAUGGGCGGCCAGCCCCUGGACGGCCAGAUGUGGCAUGUUGCUUCGGAUCUACCUUGAGAAUGUUUUCAUGCGGGGCUGGACCAAAGAACUUCUCUGUGGACGGUAG